AUGUCCGGACUUGGAGCGGUCGAUUUGGACGAGCGGGUCGCUCAGAUGAUGAUGCCGGCGGCGGUGGUGACGAGAAUCAUGAAAGAAGAGGGCAUCGUCGCGUCGAAGGAAGCCCGCGACGUCAUCGCUCGAGCUACCGCCGUCUUCCUGAUCAACCUGACCGACGUGUCGACUGAGGCGGCUCGCGAGCAGAAACACAAGACCAUUGCCGCCGAUAACGUGCUCAAGGGGCUCAAAGAUCUGGAAUCGACAGCUAUUUACGAAUACGUAAGCGCAGGCCCAGUUGCCCAGUUUUUCAUUGUCCUUUUCAGUGCAAAUCGAUCAACGACAAGUGGAAGAUUCUCCGUCAGCAGAAGGCUCUUUCGGCCAAAAAUGCGGCGGUGCUCGCAGACGCUGAUGAAAACGGCAUGGACAACGAGAUAAUCAUCGAAGAGACGCCCGAAAACUGA
Molecule: messenger RNA, 449 nt
Organism: Caenorhabditis sp. 36 PRJEB53466
Lineage: Eukaryota; Metazoa; Nematoda; Chromadorea; Rhabditida; Rhabditidae
Source: the annotation of a GenBank genome assembly